CUAUAGUUUUAAUCAGCUGUAUCUCUGCGGUUGCUUUACUGAUUUUUAAAAUUUGAUUACCGAUAUGUUGUUCAAUUAUUCAAGUUUCAAAACUAUUUUGCCAAUCUUUUGUUUAAAUCUUCAUGUUUUUACUACUGAACGCUAUGCGGCUGCACUAAUAGGAAAAUAUUUCAACAAACAAUAUAUUUUUUUUAUUUCAAACAUAUGUUAGCUGAGUCAAAUAUUUUUCAAAAACCAAUAUAAUAAUAUAUAUUAAUCAUUUGAAUACAAAAUUUAAUUUCAUUGGGUUCCGAUAAUCAUGAGAUGUAGCAGUUUAUUGAACGGUAAUGUCAUUUGAAUUAUUUUACUGGAAACGAUUUAACUUCGAGUUGAGUCAACCAAUCAAGCUCAAAAAUGUACCAAUUAUAGCUAACUAGUGUUCCCCAACUAGCAGUCAAAAUUUGAGAAUUUUCGAUGCACUAUAUAAAAUGUUACAGCUUGUUUAACAUUUUUAAGUCACUUAUUUAAAUGUGUGUGCUCAUGCAAAUCUGCAACUAGCGUCAUCUGGUGGCCGAAACUAGUAAUUCAACUGAAAGCUCUUGAUCUACCACACAACUUUUCCGAAGACACCAUGUUUCUUGAAAAUCAGGUUCCUGAGAUAUGCGGAAUUUAAAAUUUGUUUGCACUCUAGCGCCGCCUAGCGGUGGAAUUGAGAAUCCACCCGAAGACGUUAACACUCCAAGUAAUAGAGAUUCUGACACAUAUGAGAUUGCAAUUUCGUCAUCUAUUUGUCUGUGGUUUCUAUGAUAUCAAAGACAAGUAGGCGUAACACUGACAAUAUUUCCAUCCCGUAUACAUCCGGAUCCUUAUUGAAAAUUGGCAAAAACAUGCUAAAUUAAGUCAUUAGUUAGAUAAUGUUAAACAAGCUGUAACUUUUUAUUAAGAUCACCGAAAAUUCUCAAAUUUGUCCUGCAAGUUCCUUUACUAGUUAGCUAUAAAUCGUAAAAAAAUAGGCUUAAUUGGUUAACUCUACCGGAAGUUGAAAUGUCUUCAGUAAAAUAUUUAUAAUUUCAGUGCAGUUCAUAAAACUAGAUAUAGUAGUUGGGAUAAGUGAACCAAAUUUAAUGAAAUUUUGGUAAUUUAUGACUAAUAAGUUGGUCUUUGAUUACCAUUUGGCUUACCUCAAAUAUGUCAAAAGAGAAAAAAGUGACAGCUUGUUAAACACAUUUUUAGAAGUUCCAAUCAUUUGCAAGCUAUUGUAAAUUUGUUGUUAGCGCAGCCUAGUGACAAAGUUUUGCAUCAAAUGGUAAACAAACUGUAAGUCCUUAAUUUACAUUACAUUUUGGCAAAGGAACCAUCUUUAUAAGUAAACAGCAACCUAAGAUAUUCAAAAACUAAAAUUUGAAAGCAUCGCCUAUUGGUUGAAUUUCAAAUCAAACAUUCCAUGAUUUGCACAACAUAUUAGUAAAAAAAAUCUAAAAUCGGAUGAGCCAUCGCUGAAAUACAUUCAAAAUUUUGUAACAGUUCAAUUUCAAUUCCGGGAGCUCUAGGGAUGUUCAACAUCUUUUCUGUGAGGUUCAUUGAAUUACGUUAAUUUAUGAUGUUUACGGAAGUAUUUGGAACGCUCACAAUGCAGAAAAAUCAUUCUAAAAAUUCGUACUGUUGCAUUGCUUUGGAAGAAAUUCGAACACCCCUAAAAUAUUAUUUGUUCAAUUGUUCGGAAUGUAAAUACUUUGACAACAUACAUAUUAGUAAAAAAAUUUUACAAAAUCGGUUAUGCCAUUAUGCAGAGAUACAGCUGAUUGAAAAUAUAGUUUCAAAUAAUUUCUGAUCGCUGUGUCUGGAGCGCUAGAAAUGUUCAAAAUAUUGUAUCUAAUACAAAUCUCACUUGAACUACACAGAUCAAGGGGUUGUUAAACAUCUUCUUCUAUAAGUUUCACUACAUGUUUUUCUUAGUCUUAUACUAUUUACAUUUGAAGCAUGUUGAAAUUUUAAAACGCUCAUAAUAUAGAAAUAAUGGUCGAGAAAAAAAUCAUAUCAGGUGCAUCGAUUGAACGAUCGCUGAAAUAUAUUCAAAGUUUUGUAACAGCUUCAUUUCAAUCGUAAUUCCGGGUGCACUAGGGAUGCUUACCCUUUUUUUUGUGAGCUUCAAUACACUGAAAGACAGCUUGCGGUUGAAAUUACUAUUUUGCAGGGUCAAUUUAAAUACACAACGCCACUAAAUCUGUGCAGACUGAAUUUAGUUUUAUUUCAACAGAUUAAUGUUUUCAUUUUUACCAUGGACCCGAUUUACAAUUAAAAAAAGUUUGUGUUGGCAACCGGAUUCGAACCAAGAACCUUGAGAUCACCAGGCCCGCACGCUACCACUACGCUAUCAACCCGGUUGAAAUGCACACAAGGAGCGUUUGUAAGUCGAUGAUCACGUUUAACCGUGGUAAAUUUGAAAACAUUUUUAUGGUGGUAAUUACCGCAAGCCGUUUGUCAGUGUAGAUGUAAUCGGGAAUCCAAUGCUGUUCUUGUUUGAGCCACUUAGAUUUAUGAUAUUUAGGGAAAUAUUUGGAACGCUCACAAUGAAGAAAACAUGGUUGAACAAAAUUCGUGAAUAUUGGGACAACAUAUUAGUAAAAAAAGAAAAAAUAGUUAAUCCAUCGGGAACAAAACUAUAGGAAAACGUUAAAAAAAAUAUAUAAUACACACUUUAAAAAAUAAGAAUUUACACGUGACGAAAACCAUCAACGAAUGUAAACAUUUCACGACUGAAUGGCAAAUAUGACUCAAUUUUACAUCCAUCCUGUAAGUUUAAGUUGGCUGCACAAGAUGUCAACAAACCUGUCUGACCAGGUACGUAAAAAUAGUUUCACAUGUAUCAUCUUCAGGGUACGAAAAACGGAUCACGCCGAAAAACAAACGCUUUGUCCUAAGCGGUGCAUGUUGGUAACAAAGGCGCUCCGCAACAAACGCAUGUCAGGCAAUGAGAGUAAUAAAACAAACAUCGCUUGCCGUGCGUGUGCUGAUAUUCCGGCUUUUCUGCUGAAAUUUUCGACCCACAUUAUCGAAAUCAUAAGCAUUUGGACGAAACAAGACUCUUGCAAACCUAAGAGUUGAGUUUUAGUUGUAAAACAAUGCGAAAAUCACGAUGUGAAUAGAACGAGACAAAUAUUCCUACCGUUUUUGUUGUGAACAAACUCGGGAGCGAUUUUGUCAUUAUCUGCUAACGAAAAAACAAAGCGUUGUUGCCGUGUCUUCUUUGUUGCCUAUUUUUCGCUUGCGGUGGCAUAUUCUGCGUACACUGAUCAUCUUACUUUCAAAUCGGUGAUAUGGCCGAAAGGUGUAGUCCGUGCCUCUCAUUCAGCGGACCAGUGUUCGAAUCCCGUUCAAUAUUUAACUUUGAUUUGUUUUACCUGUCGAUUCAGUUCUUGCGAUUGCUAGACGCUAAAAACAAUCAAGUUUUAUUUUGGGGUGUCCUCAAAGACGUAAAUUUACAUGUUUUGACCUCUAAAUUUGUGUCUUUGAAGACGCUCGUAUAUGUCAGGUUCAGGACACCUAAAAUUACAUGAUUUCUUUUAGGUGUGUAACACUUGAAAAACUUCAAGCCUUUAUCGGUUAAGAGGGUUUUCUUGGACGCUGCAGGGGGAUUUAAAAAAAAUAAAGAAGCAUUUCAGGGGUAUUAUGUAAGCAUUUACGUGGCGUGUAGGGGGUUUCGGAAGCGAUUCUGGAGUUUUCACGGGGCCUCAGGAUCGUUCCAAAGGGUCUCAGAAGAAUUUCGCUUCCGUUUCAAGAGGCUUUAGAGCAAUUUAGAAAGAUUUCAGGAUGCUUCAAGUGCUUACAUGGCUAUUGUUUCAUAAGAAAGAUUCAGGGCAAUUGUGGCGCUGCCUGACCCUGGAGCUAAUUAACACCCAAUGUAACCCCUGGAACUUCCCUGGAACGUCCUUGAGACGCCCUCUAAACCGUCUCUAAAAUUCCCUAGUUCCCUCCUCAAACGUUCCCAAAAACCUCUUGUAACCUCUUAAAACAUCCCUAAAAACCACUUGAAACCUUCUGAAACGACCCCCGAACCCCUGAGACGUUCUGCAACAUCCCAAAAACCAUCUAAAACCCCCUAAGUAAAACACCCCAUCUUGAUGAUCUAAAACAUCGCUAAAGCUCCAAAAAAACUAUUGUAUCUCAAGUUUGACAACAUUAUUUUUAUAGUGUAAAUGAUGAUUUCGAUGAUUGUUACGCAAGCGCAAAUAGAUGCGCAAUCGGACGCGCAGGUGUUCUGGGAACACUGCCGUCAUUCUAUAAAUGAAAAUAAACGAACCGAGCAGGUUCUCUUUAGUGUUCGUACUUUCAACCAGUAAACACGCGUAGUGCUCAUUAUCAGAAGAAAACCCCCCCGAGUGUUAAUAUUACCUUUAAAGUAAAACAUAGUUCGGAAGUAGUCCGGUAGUCCGGUGGUUGAGUGGUUCGAGGAACGAGCUGGCCCAUCCCGCCAAUUUAGGACCGGAUACUCAGAAUUGUGCAAAAACGUCGUCUGCAACCCCCUGAAACGCCACUAAAAUCUUAAGAAAUUCCCAUGGAUUUAUUCACAUCCUGUAAAGGUUAUCAAAAAAGUUUUUUUAACCAUCCCAACCAACAUUUUUUAGACUCUACUAGGAGAGGUUCUUAGAACCAUCAUAAAACCAAAAUAAAAGUAAUAAGAUUUUAUUUUAUUUAGGUUUGCAAACCCUCCCCAAGACUAAUUGGUAGUAGGUACAAGCUAAAAGUUACAUUUCAUUGAUUGAUUUGUCUUUAUUAUAGAGACUUUCAGCCCUUGGCUGGUUCGACUCUAAAAAAAGUUACACUGUUGUAGGAAACAGUGACACUUUAGUCCAUAAUUCUUUUCUUUUCGGUCAAACGACAGUCGGUCAAAUGACCCGGAACCUAAGAAACAAUGUAAUGAAAACGUUUCGCACAUUAUCGCCUUGUGAUUCAAUAUGUUCAUUUCCCUAGUAGUUUUGUUCGGAUAAGUCACAUCAACAACGUUCAACUAAGAUCGAUUGAAAUAACCUGUAAUUUCAUUGCAGCCUGAAUAACAUAAUUCAAAAAAAAAUUCUUAAACCCUCGUCUAAACGAUGCUCGAAAUGCUGCAACUGGAUUGUUUCACUUCUUCCGAAACAGAAACGCUACUCCAUAUCGCACAGGUAAGUGAGUGAAUCCAAAAGCAUCGCAUACCAUGCGUCUCCAUUUGACUCGCUCGUUCUGUCUGAGUCAAAUACGGUGAAUUUCAAAUCCGAAAAAGAAACCCCCAAAGUGCUCUCUUUCAUAAUUGGCUCCAUCCUAGCGAAUGAGUGUGCGAGAAUCAAUGCUCACAGAAGAGCAGCAGGGACUUCAGCCAGGUGAUCUUUCUCCGGCGGUCCGGACGUUCAGUUUUCCACACGCCGGCGAGCACGGAUCAGUUUCCGAGCAAAUUUCCACCGAUCAACACCGAUCUCGAGCGCGCGCGCCCAAAGCACCACACUUGUGGAAAAAUCAGAAAAACCAUAACCAUAAACUAAUUAACACUUCGUAUAGGAAGAUCGUGUAUGGGGAAUUUCCCAACCUUCGGAAAGUCGGAAGGUCAUGAACGGAUGCUACUGGACGCACUGAAGUCCCUUUCGAAGAUAUGGAGGCAGUUCGCUUUUCGAUCAUUGAAAAGGAAAUGAAAUGGGAAGACGAAUACCGGAUGUACUGCCAGGACGACGAGGCAGACGAAGAAACGGGCCCGCUGGACGAUCGCUACCGGAUGAGUAUAUCGAGCGAGAGCGACGUCGCCGGAGUGGAGAUCUCGUCGCCGAAUCAACCGAACGACCUGUGCAGCGGCAGCCGCGAAGGCCAAGACGAAGUCUGGGCCUAUUCGGAGCUGGAGAGUUCGCUGAAGGACCUGCCGGACGCGGACAAGAUUGCUGAGCUGCUGGAAAGUCUGCUUCCGGUGGAUGACCUUCCGGCGAACUACGGCUACGAUCUGGACAGUACGCUACUGUUGGCCGUUUGGGCGAGCAAGCAUGCCUUGAUGAAGCAGCUGCUUGCGAUGGCCGACGUCGAUCCAAAUGCAAGCGAUCUAUGGGGGCGAACGGCUCUUCAUCUGGCGUGCUACAUUGGAGACUACAGAGCGGUUGAACUGCUACUUCAACGAGGAGCGAAGCCGCAGGUUUGGGACAAGGAGAAGAAAGCUACGCCGUUGCACUGUGCCGCGAGCUGCGGAAGUAUCGAAAGCAUCGCCCUUCUCCUGGCCAAGGGCGUCGACAUCAACGCCGGUAUCGAGAAACAUUCCGCCCUGCACUACGCCGUCCAGCGGAACAGCAAACAGUGCGUUGAGUUCCUACUCAAGAACGGUGCCAACCCCAACACUCCCCAAGUUUACACGCAGACUCCGCUGCACGUGGCCGCUGCCAACGGGUUCGUAGAAUGCAUGGACCUCCUCCUAAACUACGGAGCCGACGCACGAUCGCAAUAUGGCCAGAAAAAGAUCACCUCUCUCCAUCUAGCAGCCUCGGAAAACUACCUGGACUGCGUCAAGUUACUUAUCGCCGCCGGUGCGGACAUCGACGCCCGCAACCGCGAUCAGCAAACUCCUCUCCACCUAGCCUGUCUAUCCCAAUGUCACGAGACCGUCACCUACCUGAUCAGUCGCAACGCGGACGUCCACGCAAUCUACCGCGACGGUCGAACAGCUCUGCACGCGUCCAUCGUCAAGGAGUCCCGCUUCUGGGACUGCACUCUCAGUCUGCUCAAAGCCAAGGUCGACGUCAACCGGGCGGACAACUUCGGCUACACUCCCCUGCACAUCGCCGCCCUGAACGAGUUCAGCAGCUGCGCCUUUCUACUCAUAGAAUACGGCGCAGACAUCACCGCACGAACCAACGGCGGAGUCUCGGCCCUGUCCUUCAUCAUCCGACGCACCCCGGAGAUCAUCCCCAAGUACAUCGACAAGCUGGACACGGCCAUCAGCGUCAACAGCAUCCACGAGAUCGGCGACGUGGACUGCGAAAUCCGUCUGGACUUCCGACCCCUCGUCCCGAACAACGAUCGAGGCGAGACGGAACUUCUACUUGCCUUCAUCGAAGUCGGGCAGCGGCGCAUCCUGAAGCACCCCCUUUGUGAAACCUUUCUCCUCCUCAAGUGGAGACGAAUACGGAAGUUUUUCCUGUUCAGCUUGUUCUACCACGGACUGUUCGUCCUGCUGUUCACCGCGUACGUGCUCGGAGUGUACGUCAAGGACUGCCGGGUACGAUCGUGCCGAAUGGCCGCGUACGUUCCCAUCGUCGGCUACAGCGUGAUCUUCCUCAACGUGAUCCUGAUGACGAAGGAAAUCUUCCAGAUGAUGCACGGCUUCCUCGGGUACAUCCGCUACUGGGAAAACUGGUUGCAGUGGAGCAUUGUCAUCGGGAUAUUUCUGUGUACGCAAAACCCAUCCGGGGAGAUCAGCGACGUGCCGACCUGGCAGCAUCACGUGGCGGCGAUCGUGAUCUUCCUGGCCUGGCUCGAGCUGAUGAUGCUCGUCGGACGAUUCCCGGUGUUCGGCCUCUACGUCCAGAUGUUCACCACCGUGGCGGUCAACUUCUCCAAGUUCCUGAUGGCCUACUGCUGCCUGCUGGUGGCCUUCGGGUUGAGCUUCUGCGUCCUCUUCCCGAACUACAUCUCGUUCAAGCGGAUCCUCCGCGGUCUGCUCAAAACCAUCGUCAUGAUGGCCGGCGAACUGGAGUUCGAAGACAUCUUCUACGGAGAGAACAUCAAGAUCCUAUAUCCGGGGACGGCCCACGGGAUGUUCCUGGCAUUUGUACUGCUGGUGACGGUAAUCCUGACCAAUCUGCUGGUCGGUUUGGCCGUCAGCGAUAUCCAAGGGCUGCAACAGUCGGCCGGGUUGGACCGGUUGUCCCGGCAGGCGGAGCUGAUUUCACGGCUCGAGGGACUGAUGUUCUCGAGGAUUCUACGCAAGGCCCCGAUUCGGCUGUGGGUCAUAUUCCAGAAGAUCGCUUUGCUGAAGACGUCUCGGCUGCGGUUGCACUUUCGGGUGAAGCCGAAUGAUCCUCGGGAGAAGCGGAUCCCCAAGGAGCUCAUCACCUCAAUCUACAAGUUGGUGGCCGAGCGCCGCGAGCGAAACCAAUCGAUCAAGCGGAAACAAACCUACCGGAACCUGCGGGCAUUCCAGGAGUUUGUGGACGAGGACGCCCAAGUCACCCUUCGGAGGCAGCGUUUCCGGAACUGUAAAAAUCGGACCGUUUCGGAGAAUCCCUACCUGACGACGGCCGCCAACCGUGCCAGUCAGUUCAAUGGCCCGCGAACGUCCGGCGUUCAGUGGAAGGCCAUCGAGGAUACCCAGAAGCAGAUACUUAAGAAGCUGGACGAGUUGGGCAAGGAAAUUGAUUGUCUUAACUCGCGGAUUAAGAAGGUUUAGGUAUGUUUAGUAAAGAAAUAAAGUUCAGAUUUGUACUAA
Messenger RNA from Aedes albopictus (Asian tiger mosquito), 8413 nucleotides. It is a transcript of the gene pyx, whose product is annotated as transient receptor potential channel pyrexia. Gene Ontology annotation, cellular component: membrane. Gene Ontology annotation, molecular function: protein binding; monoatomic ion channel activity. The coding region runs from base 5603 to 8374 and encodes 923 amino acids. The transcript is spliced from 6 exons. Lineage: Eukaryota; Metazoa; Arthropoda; Insecta; Diptera; Culicidae. Gene Ontology annotation, biological process: transmembrane transport; monoatomic ion transport. The record is from RefSeq and is a predicted model, not a curated record.